Molecule: messenger RNA, 1041 nt
Organism: Boeremia exigua
Lineage: Eukaryota; Fungi; Ascomycota; Dothideomycetes; Pleosporales; Didymellaceae
Product: tol protein
Exons: 2
Source: RefSeq, a predicted model, not a curated record
CUCUUUCUCAGAGAAGGUCUAGCUGGCAACUUUAGAUACGCCUGCUUAAGUCACUGCUGGGGUGCUACAGGCCUCAAGUGCAAAUUGGUGAAAGGGAAUAAGAUCAACCUCUGCCAGGGAUUUGGGAUAGAGAGUUUGCCAAACACGUUUCGAGACGCAGUGCAGAUUUGCUUGCGGCUUAGUAUACGGUUCCUGUGGAUCGAUGCACUAUGUAUUGUGCAAGACGACAUCAACGACUGGAAUCAGACUGCGGCAGCCAUGGCGGAUAUUUACCGCCAAGCAUACAUUACUAUCGCUGCAACUGCGUCCCAAAAUAGCAGUGAAGGAUGUUUCCGAUCUGCCCCUCCUGGUGCUAUUGGGCAAAAUCUACGAAAUACGCCAGGCCUGGCGGUCCGCGAGAUGAGAUGGCCUGAUAAUCCCUUGAGGGAUGAGAUUUUCUUGACUACGGACCAUCCUCUACUUCGGCGUGCUUGGGUCUUCCAAGAGAGACGAAUGUCGCCCCGCAUGGUACAUUUUACAAACACACAGCUUGUGUGGGAGUGUGGCAGAUACGUCAAGGGUGAAGAUGGUGCCAUCAUCAGAAAACAGUCAGAUCAGGGUUGCUCUCAAGUUCUCAACGCUGAUGAGCCUACAUCACAUAUACGUGCCUGGCACGAAACGUUGUACGAGUAUACGUGCAUGAGGCUGACACUGGAACAAGAUAGACUCCCUGCUAUUGCAGCUGUUGUUGUAGAGGAAGGCAAAAGGCGUCGUGCAGACACAUACAUUGCUGGGAUGUGGAUAGGAUCUCUUCUAGACGAUAUCUUGUGGCGUCGCUUUUCAGACACGCGUGGUAUUAUCUCAGACGCAGGAUCGCGACCAAAGCAACUCGCCCCGUCUUGGUCUUGGGCUUCAAUCAGAGGACCGGUUUGGUUCAAUCAUGAAGUCCCUUUGGCAAGCGUACAGGUCGUCAACUUCUCCUUCACGCAUAGUGGCCCGCCACAGAUGGGAGGCUACAAAGAAGCCAGUAUUACUUUAAGAGGCCCUUACACAAACGCCACA